This is a messenger RNA of Rhizophagus irregularis DAOM 181602=DAOM 197198, 882 nucleotides long. The record is from RefSeq and is a predicted model, not a curated record. NCBI's taxonomy places the organism in Eukaryota, Fungi, Glomeromycota, Glomeromycetes, Glomerales, Glomeraceae.
UUUAAUAAUAACAUUAUUUGGGGUAAGUAUGAUCUAUUUUUUUUUUGUAAUUUGAUAUAUGUAGCUUUUUAUUUAGAGCAUUUGAUUAAUUCUUUUUUUUUUAAAAGGCUUAUUUCGCUGGAGUUGUUUCUCGUUUCGCUGAUGCCAUCAAACCUAGAAAUAAACGUAACAUUCCUACUUCUCACGUUGCUAAUUUACCGGAUACCAAAUACACCCCAACUCUUAAAGAAGAUGAAAAUAAAAUAUCUCCUUAAUAAUAGAUGAUUAGUUUAUUUUAUUUAUCUCUCUUUUUUAUGUAAGUUUUUUAAGACAGGUCCCGUUAAAAUUCUGAUAUCAGAAAAAUAUAAAUAUAAUGUUGUCCCAAUGUUAUUUCUAUCCUCAUAUAUAAAAUUCAUCGAUUACUGCCAUUAUAAUCACAUAAAAUAUCUAUCUAGUAUCUACUUCGUUAUUGUUUUUCAAAUAUCCCCAAAAAAAAAUCUUGUAUUUAUUCGAAUGAUUUGGUUUGAAAUUAUAUCACAUUACAAUAAUAUUUAAAAAUAAAAUAGGUUAAAUAUCUUACGAAUGAAACAUUUGUGCCUGAUUUUCAUUUUUUUCUUGUUAUUACAACAGUACAUCCAGCAGAAUGCAUACAAUGUUGAGCUACAGUUCCCGUAUUAGUAGCAUCUGGUGAAGAAGUUCCUCUAUGGCCCAUUACUAAUACAUCAAUUUUUUGUUCUCUUGAAAGAUUAACUAUAUAUCUUCCGGGAUCAGAAUUAGAACUAACAAAACAUUCAAUAGGUAACUAUUAAAAAAAUAUGUUCAUUAAUUUUAUUUACGUUUAUUACGUAAUAAUAAUUAAAAAUUAAUCAAAAAUUCAAACCUCUUGUGUUUUAAGUAAGUUUU